This is a messenger RNA of Taeniopygia guttata (zebra finch), 3839 nucleotides long. Lineage: Eukaryota; Metazoa; Chordata; Aves; Passeriformes; Estrildidae. The record is from RefSeq and is a predicted model, not a curated record.
CUACAGGCCACCUGAUCCAUGUAUUCAGAGGUGCAAAUCCUGAGAUCACAGAACCAACAGCGGUCUCUGCCCCGGCUCCCUCUGCUCCUGGAGAAGCUGAAGAGGAGCAAAUUGAGCAAUAUGACCGCAAGGCUCCAGCUGUGGUCACACCACAGCCUGAACAUUGUGAGCCAGUCCUUCCAGAGAAAGAGCAGGAGCAGCCUGCUUUAUCAGAGAUGCCAUGGCAGAAUCAGGGAGAGCUGUUCCCAGCCCGAGAGCAGGAAGAGCAGCUCAGGCAGCAGGUGGAAGAGCCACAGGAGAACGACCAGGACAUCAAGGCAGAGCCACAAGCAGAGCUGCCCAAAGCUCAGAGUGACACUAUGGCAGUGAAGAGGAAGAACAAGGAAGACUUGAGAACCAUCCAAGAGAAGAAGAAUCUCCAUCAGCAGAGGGGUGAUCAACAAAACCAGGUGGAAGUGUUGUCGUCCUACCUGGCAGCCUGCAAAGACUUCCAGGAAAUGACGGGUGAUCAAGAACCCCGAGGCUGGCGUGAGGCACAGGAGCUGUACCAACCUGAGAUGCUGCAAGAUAAGCACAUCCUGAGGAUGCUACAGGAAAACAGAAUUCCAUGGAAGGAGGUAGAACACUAGAAGGAGGAGCUGCAAUGUGUCUGCAGGCCUAAAAGGGGGGAAGGAGUCCUUGGGAGGAAGUGGAGAGGUCAUUGCUGCAGUCAUCCUUCAGAACAUGAAACCAGCUAUGAACUCAAGUAAAACCAGCUUUUGGUUUUACAAGUGGACAUCCAAACCAGUCCUGUUGAAGAGCUCUGCAUGUGGCUGACAGCAGCUUCCAAAGGGCUUGCAUUUGAAAUGGGAUCUUGGGGCAAUUUCUGCCAGCCACCUUCGUGACACAAACUCUGUCACUGAACCUGCUGCAGCAGCAACAGCGCCAUCCCAAGGAGCCUUUGCUUCCCAGCCGGAGAAAUGGAGUCGGGGCACUUGGUUCAUGUCCCGCGCUGACCCAGCUGCUGCUCAGCAACAGGAGAUCGAUGGUGACUCCCAGGAGCAACAGAGACUUUUGGAGAUGUUUGUAGAGCACUCAACACUGCCACAGGAGGAGAGCUGCCUUGUGGACGAGCAGCUCUGGCUGGUUAUGGAGUACAUGGACGGAGGCACUCUGAGCGAUGUCAUCAGCAAGACCUACCUGUGUGAAGACGAAAUGGCAGCCAUCAGUCAGGAGUGCCUGCAAGGACUGGAUUUUCUUCACUCAAACCACAUGAUCCAUCAAGAUGUGAAGAGCAGCAACAUCCUUCUCAGAACCGACGGUUCUGUAAAGCUGGCUGACUCUGGCCUCUCUGCUCAGCUCACCCCUGAGCAGAGUAGACGGAGCUCAGUGGCCAGCACUUCUGGGUGGAUGGCACCUGAAGUGGUGACAGGUCAAGCAUAUGGCCCCAAAGCGGACGUAUGGUCUUUUGGAAUCGUGGGCAUCGAAAUGGUGGAACAAGAAGUUCCUUAUUGGAAUGAAACUCCUGUUUCGCCUCAGCUCCUGAUAGCCAGAAGAGGGAAACCAAAACUGCAGCAGCCCAACCAAUUUUCACCUUCCCUGCAUGACUUCCUGAGCUGCUGCCUGCAAACAGACGAGGCACGGCACUGGUCUUCCAAGGAUCUCCUGCAGAUGGUAAAAAAAUGCCAAGGGGCUGAGGUGAAAGAGUGUCCGAGGGAUGGGCUCCUCCUCCACUGAGGCCCAAGGCAUCAGAUGAGCCCCCUUCCUCCUCACCUCCACUCUUGGUGCUCUUCAAAUUAAAAUGCUGAGGAGUGCUAGACUGGGCUGGGCUUGCAGGGCUCUGUAAAGUCCUCUGGUCCAAGUGUCCUGCAAUGAGCAGGGACAUCUUUAAAGAGAUCAGGUUGCUCAGACCCCUGUCCCACCUGACCUGGAAUAUUUGCCCCAUCCCUACCCAGAUAUGGGGCACCUACCAGCUCUAAGGACAAUCUGUGCCAGUGUGGCACCGUGUUCCAAGGAAAGAAUUCUUCCUUAGAUCUAAUCUGACUCAAUCCCCAUUAUAUAUUAUAAAUACUAUCCCAUGUCCUAUUGCAAUUGAACCUGUUAAAAAAAGGUAUCCCCUACUUGCUGAGAAUCCCCUUGAAGUACUGGAACUCAGCAAUGAAGUGUCCCUGGGGUCUAUUUUCCUCCAGGCUGAAUAACUCCAGGUCUCUCAGCCUGUCCUCAGAGGAGAGGCACUCUGUCCUCUGUUUCUGUCACCCUGUUUUGUAAUUUGAUGGUGUGUUCUGUUUUACCUAACAGCAAAAGAACUGAAGUAGAGCAAUGCAGGGUACAGAGCCAUGAAAUGGUGGCGGAGGAACCCAAGGCUGCCAGUCCUGGCAGAGCAGUCUGGAGAGAUUUGGCUGUGGGCAGGAGGGGCUGUGAGGGGCUCACUGUGAGCCUCUGAGGGACCCUGGUUUGUGCCCCCCACCCCACCCUUUAGAGGUUUCUGGCACACAAACAGGGACAGCUGAGAGGGACUUGUCGCAGCCCCAUCUGCUGCCUGGCACGCUCAGGCAGAGGGGAACUGGCCCAGGCUGUCUGCCAGGUUGUGUGGCAGAGAGGGAACUGCAGGACCCAGCGCCACUCGGCUGGCCCUGCUGGGAAGGAAGGUGCCAUCCAGCACAGGAGGGGCAGGGCAUGGAAAGGCAGACACUGCUUUGUGUGCCUGUGGAAGUUAGCAUGGUGCCUGUCUUUCCAAGACAGGGACAUAUGGGAGUCACUGGAGCUUCCUGAAGGAAGAAACCCCAGGGACAGAAAGCACCAUUUCUAGGGCACUGGCAGGGCAAAAAUCCCAGCAAGAUGGAGAAACCAGAAUAAAAGGAUGAGUGGGAUUCUGGGCCAGGUUUGCCUUGACGGAAACAUCCUGCACAUAAAAAUGGAGGUGCAGAUGGUCCCACUGGUCCUCUUUCUGCAUUUUUCUAGGAGCCAGAAGAAUCCUGUGAAAUACUGAGCUUGGAAAGUCAUGGUUCAUUGUUUUUUGUUGAUUUUUUUUCUCUUUUGGGCAGCAUCCAUUUAUAACAUUUGCUGAGCCUGCGUCCAGCCUGGUGCCACUGAUUGUUUCAGUGAAGAAGAGGAAGGAGACUAGAAUGUGAUAAUCACAUCAGGACCAUUACAAUUUACUUAGAGUAGGAUUGUAGGUUAGGGUUAGUGUUAGGGUAGGAUUGUCUAAUAGGACUUGGAUGAGUAGGAUUGGAAAUUAAUAAAGUUUCUGAAACCACAACUCAACUUGAAGAUUCCCUUCUUUCUCACUCUGAAUAAGCUUACUGUUUCCUUCUGAACUUUCUGUUGUUUCCUAAAGGUGGAAAGUGAUACUUAAUGAAAGUGGGAAAGGCUCUUCUUCAUUCAUCUUCUUCAGAUCACACUGCCUUUGGAGUAUGGCCUACUGGCCAGCUUUUGGCCAGCUGUAGUAUUUCUAGUUGACGCAGAAAGGGCAAUGGCAUUUGCAGGAAAAACCAAAGGGGGAAGGGUGCAGCCAAAACAUCCUGUGCAGAGGCAGGCUUUCAGCUGUGACUCCAGAGCGUUUGGGUGCCUGCCACUUGGAUUUGUAUCCCAAAGUGCAGUGUCUUUGGCUGGAGGAGAGCCUUGCUCAGCGGGGAAAGCAGAAAGAUCAGAGAGGUGCUCUGAAAGGUCUCCUGCGGUGCAGAGCAGUCAGCGCCUGUGAGGUGAGAGCGGGCCCGGCCUUGCCUGGCGUGGAGCCGCAGCAGAGCCCUGGCAGAGCCCAGAGCAGCCUGAGCCUGGGCAGGGGCAGGCUGCAAGGAGGCCCUUGUAGCUGCAGGAGGCACAGCCCGGCCCUGCCUGCCUCUUUGUUGUGGUUUGACACG